AUGGCAUUUUUAUAUCGUCUAACUGUGGUUGUUUUCGACCCGGGAGCCAACGUAUUUCUGGGAGAUAGCCGGAAGUCACCAAACACUACUCUGUGGUCGCUGCCCGGGAAUUCUGGACCGACUUGGAGAGUGAAAGGCAAUAAUCCAUUGGUGAAAACGAGGUCAAGUAUGCUAUUAUGUCUGGUCGGUUGCAUUACAUGUUGGCGCCAUCCUCCAGAAUCCAACACAUUAAUAAAAUCAUCAAACCGCCUAGGAGAG
Messenger RNA from Heterobilharzia americana, 258 nucleotides. The record is from the annotation of a GenBank genome assembly. Lineage: Eukaryota; Metazoa; Platyhelminthes; Trematoda; Strigeidida; Schistosomatidae.